AUUCAGUUUGAUUCCAGACGCAGACCUAUCAGCACCAAACAGCAUGCCGAACAUCAAGCUCUAUACGGCGAAACUAAGUCCACCGGGGCGCGCGGUGGAACUAACCGCCAACCUGCUCGGUCUUCCGCUCGACAUCGUUCCUAUCAACUUGCUGGCGGGUGAUCACCGGAGGGAGGAAUUUUUGAAGAUGAAUCCCCAGCACACGAUCCCCGUGAUCGAUGACGAUGGCAUCAUCAUUCGGGACAGUCACGCAAUCAUCAUUUAUCUGGCGCAAAAGUACGACGCAACAGGAGCACUCUACCCGGAUGAUCCGGUUACGCGAGCGAAGAUAAAUGCCGCCCUACACUUUGACUCUGGCGUUCUCUUCUCUAGGUUGAGGUUUUACUUUGAACCGAUACUCUACGGUGGUUCGUCGGAGGUGCCCCAGCAUAAGAUCGACUACAUGAAGAAAGGCUACGAACUGCUGGACGGUGCGCUGACGGAUGACUACAUCGUCGGCAACGAGCUAACGCUGGCCGACAUCAGCUGCAUCGCGACGGUAGACACGAUGGACAUAUUUUUCCCCAUGGACAGGAGUAAAUAUCCGAAGCUGGUCGCGUGGAUGGAGCGAAUGAGCAGCCGCAUUCCGGACUACGACCGGCUCAACCGGGAAGGUUCGGUGGAGUUUGCCGAGAUUUGCGAAUCUUUGCGACUGAACAACGCGGCGAAAGGUGUGCAUAAGCUGGGCGGCCGCCUUCAACCCCUGUACAUUUAUUUCAUCGUAGUACGGCAGCUUUGCAAUCCGUUCGAUCCACGCAAACGUUUUCGGAUAGUCGGCGGCAGAGGGCUGAAGCAUAACGUGCAGGGUAGUGAUGCUCGCCACACAGCUCAAGUCCGCUAUCGUCAACCGAUCGCCAACGACGUAGUCCGUCUGAAGCAGGGCUUCAAAAAGCUUCAAACCAUCGGCUGCCCGCUUGAGGCUUUCCUCCGGAAUCUCGCCCUUCCGGAACACGGUCAGAUUGUCGGUGCAGAAGCGCAACCGGGCGAACAGGAUCGAACUUUCGAAGAACAGCACCGAGUUGAUUCUCGCCUGCUGUUCAAAGUCUUCCGAGUACAGCUCGGUGCCGUUGCCAUAGCGACGAGCGAGAUAGAUCGCGAUUGCGUGGCUAUCCAUGAGCAGGAAGCCAUUAUCGUCCAGCGUCGGGAUCGUCUGGACCGGGUUGAGCCGCUUGAAUUCCUCGUUCCGGUGAUGACCCUUCGCAUCACAAUGGCCACAUCAAGCAUGGUUUUGUUCUACGACGACGUAAGCCCUCCGGUACGGAGUGUCUUACUAGCAAUCGCCGCACUGGGCGUCAAGGAUCGUGUGCAGCUGGAAUACGUCAACCUGUUUGCGGGAGGACACCUGAAGGAAGAUUUUCUGAAGGUCAAUCCACUUCACACAGUUCCGGUGCUCCGGCACGGUGACCUAACGUUAACCGAUAGCCACGCUAUACUGGUGUACCUUUGUGACACGUUUGCCACCGAAGGGGAGGACCUCGCUAUCCCCGAUGCACAAACGAGGGCGAAAAUUUUCAACCGACUUUGCUUCAACAAUGGUUUUCUGUUUCAACGUGAUGCUGAAAUUAUGCGAAAAAUCUUCCGGGGUGACGUUACCGACGUUAGUGACCACUUUGGACCGCUCGAGCAAACACUGGACGUUCUGGAGAAAUAUCUCAGUGGUUCCCUGUGUACCGCAUUGGAUCACCUUUCGGUGGCCGAUUUUUCCAUCGUGGCGACCGUUAGCACCCUGGAACUCAUCAUGCCGAUCAAAGCGGAUCGAUGGCCCAACGUUCGGGGGUGGCUCGAGCGAAUGAAAGCCCUUCCGUACUACCAAACGGAGAAUCAGAUCGGUUUGGAGAAACUGCGUGAAAAGUUAAGCACGAAAAUAAACAUUUGAAUGCGCUCCUCCAAAAGUACAAUAAAAAGUGGUCAACGUUCUUUAACUUUCAUGUAUAUAUAUAUUCUUUAUUACUUUAAUGUGCUUGCCUCGGUAAUACACAGAUACGGCGUUUUCGGUCUAAUCUGAGUAGGAGA
Messenger RNA from Anopheles coustani, 2052 nucleotides. RefSeq lists its product as uncharacterized. Lineage: Eukaryota; Metazoa; Arthropoda; Insecta; Diptera; Culicidae. The transcript is spliced from 6 exons. The record is from RefSeq and is a predicted model, not a curated record. Gene Ontology annotation, biological process: glutathione metabolic process. Bases 44 to 1915 code for a protein of 623 amino acids. Gene Ontology annotation, molecular function: glutathione transferase activity.